This is a messenger RNA of Megalops cyprinoides (Indo-Pacific tarpon), 2744 nucleotides long. RefSeq names its product amyloid beta (A4) precursor-like protein 2 (gene aplp2). The transcript is spliced from 18 exons. Gene Ontology annotation, molecular function: transition metal ion binding; heparin binding; serine-type endopeptidase inhibitor activity. Gene Ontology annotation, cellular component: membrane. NCBI's taxonomy places the organism in Eukaryota, Metazoa, Chordata, Actinopteri, Elopiformes, Megalopidae. The record is from RefSeq and is a predicted model, not a curated record. The coding region runs from base 261 to 2549 and encodes 762 amino acids. Gene Ontology annotation, biological process: axonogenesis; central nervous system development.
CGCAGUGGAUCAGUUCAGCUGAGAGAGCAGGGCUGGGACACUGGAGCGGUGCGCACUGCAACCCAGCGCACACCGAGCUGCACUAUUGAUAGCUUAGGAAAUCAACAAACACGGCUUACAUGUAAGCUUCUCAGCCAGCCGCAAGACAACCAGAAGGGUGUUGCAGGAUUGAUUGUUAUUACUCUGUUACUUGGAGCCGUACUUUUCCCAAAACGUGUCUCUCCAAUUAGAUAAUAUCGGAGGAGAUCGUUGAAAGAAAGAUGGGUUCAGUCCCGGCGAUAUCUGUCCUCAUUUUGGGCAUUGCAGUUCCAGCCCUGGCGGGCUAUAUUGAGGCUCUGGCAGCCAAUGCGGGCACCGGAUUUGCAGUGGCAGAGCCACAGGUUGCCAUGUUCUGCGGGAAACUCAACAUGCAUGUCAACAUCCAGACUGGACGCUGGGAGCCAGACCCCUCCGGUACUCAGACCUGCGUGGGAACCAAGGAGGCUGUGCUCCAGUACUGUCAGGAGAUGUACCCUGAGCUGCAGAUCACAAAUGUGGUGGAAGCCAAUCAGCCGGUCAAGAUUGAGAACUGGUGCAAGAAGGAUAAGAAGCAGUGCAAAGGCCACGCCCACAUUGUGGUACCUUACAAAUGCCUGGUGGGUGAGUUCGUGAGCGAUGUUCUGCUGGUGCCAGAGAAGUGCAAGUUCUUCCACAAGGAGCGCAUGGACAUGUGUGUCAGCCAGCAGCAGUGGCACGGCGUGGCUAAGGAGGCCUGCUCCAAGGGCAGCACCAGCCUGCACAGCUACGGCAUGCUGCUGCCCUGCGGCGUCGACAAGUUCCAUGGCGUCGAGUACGUCUGCUGCCCCGCGCCCCGCCCCGAGGAGGCCGCCCCACGUCCCCAGCCCUCCCAGGAGGAGGAGGAGGACGAAGAGGAGGACGAGGAGGAGGAGGCGACAGAGCUAGAUGAAGAGGAGGAUGAGGACGAGCCUGUUGAGGAGAGUGAGACUUCAGUUGAGGAGCAGCCUACUCAGAGGACUGAGACGAUUGAGGAGGAAGAGGACGAUGAUGAGGAAGAGUACCACUAUGUCUACGAGGAUGAGGAGGGAGACCGGGAGGAGGAAGAUGAAAAGAAGGACAGGGCCAGCGAAGUGGACAGCAUGGAUGCAGACAAGACGGCACAGGAGGUCAAAGCGGUGUGCUCCCUGGCGGCCGAGACGGGCCCCUGCCGUGCCUCCAUGCCGCGCUGGCACUUCGACAUGAGUCAGCGGAGGUGCGUGCGCUUCGUGUAUGGGGGCUGCGCCGGCAACCGCAACAAUUUCGACUCUGAGGAGUACUGCAUGGCCGUGUGCAGGAGCCUGAUCCCCCCCACCCCUCAGCCAACAGAUGACGUGGACGUGUACUUUGAGACGCCAGCAGAUGACAAGGAGCACAGCCGCUUCCAGAAGGCCAAGGAGCAGCUGGAGAUCAGGCACCGUAACCGCAUGGAGAGGGUGAGGAAGGAGUGGGAGGAGGCUGAGCGACAGGCCAAGAACCUGCCCAAGGCAGAGAGACAGACGCUGAUCCAGCACUUCCAGGCCAUGGUGGAGUCCCUGGAGGAGGAAGCAGCCAGUGAGAAGCAGCAGCUGGUGGAGACCCACCUGGCACGCGUCGAGGCCAUGCUUAACGACCGCCGUCGCCUGGCGCUGGAGAACUACCUGGCUGCUCUGCAAGCUGACCCUCCCAGGCCACACCGUAUCCUGCAGGCCCUGAGGAGAUACGUCCGCGCCGAGAACAAAGACCGCCAGCACACCAUCCGUCACUACCAGCACGUCCUGGCUGUCGACCCGGAGAAGGCCGCCCAGAUGAAAUCCCAGGUGAUGACCCACCUGCGUGUUAUUGAGGAGAGGAUGAACCAGAGCUUGUCCCUGCUUUACAAAGUGCCCUAUGUGGCCGAGGAGAUCCAGGACGAGAUUGACGAGCUCCUUCAGGAACAGAAGGCUGAUAUGGACCAGUUCCUGUCCUCCAUCUCCGAGUCCCAGCCGGACGUGACCGUGUCGUCGGAGGAGAACGUGGAGCUGCCGGCCUCGGAGGGCAAGCGCUACCGCCCCAUCCAGGUCACCUCCAAGGCCAGGCAGGAGCCUGAAGGCCCUCUGCCCGACUCCCCCCGCGCCAUGACGAAAGGGUCCGGACUGGACGGGCUGAUCGGAGCUGAGGAGAGGGUCAUCAACAGCAAGGGCAAGAUCAAUGAAAACGUGGUGAUUGAUGAAUCUCUGGAUGUUAAAGAGGUGAUUUACAGUGCAGAGAGAGUCAGCGUUAUGCAUGAUGAUGAGCUGGAAACCUACCGGCCUCUGGGGGAGGAGUUCAGCUUUGGAAGCAGUGCUCUGAUUGGCCUCCUGGUGAUUGCAGUGGCCAUAGCGACAGUGAUUGUGAUCAGCUUGGUGUUGUUGAGGAAAAGGCAGUAUGGCACCAUUAGCCAUGGCAUUGUUGAGGUUGACCCUAUGCUGACCCCAGAGGAACGUCACCUGAGUAAGAUGCAGAACCAUGGCUAUGAGAACCCAACCUACAAAUAUCUGGAACAGAUGCAAAUUUAGUUUGGACAGGAAGGGGGCGCUGUGGAGCCGAGAUAAGAAAGGAAUAGGGGGAACAUACUACUGACCAAUAACAAAACUGCUCACGUCAAAGAAAAUCAUCUUCCUGCAUCAGAAAUGCACAUUCUGGUUCAUUCAAGACAGUCUUUAAGUAAUGCUACUACUUCUACUACUACUGCUACUACUACAAUUGUACUA